Cynoglossus semilaevis (tongue sole) is the source of this 648-nucleotide messenger RNA. Its product is annotated as hemoglobin subunit beta-1-like. Gene Ontology annotation, biological process: oxygen transport; hydrogen peroxide catabolic process. The record is from RefSeq and is a predicted model, not a curated record. Gene Ontology annotation, cellular component: hemoglobin complex; blood microparticle; haptoglobin-hemoglobin complex. Gene Ontology annotation, molecular function: oxygen carrier activity; heme binding; peroxidase activity. The transcript has 3 exons. Bases 112 to 555 code for a protein of 147 amino acids. NCBI's taxonomy places the organism in Eukaryota, Metazoa, Chordata, Actinopteri, Pleuronectiformes, Cynoglossidae.
ACCGCCGCAUAUUUAAAUAGAGCCGCAGGUGAACAUGAGAAAUAACUCAGCUUUAUUUCUUUGAGUAUUUCUUUGAGUCAAAGACAGAGACACAAACACCAGAGAGCAGCCAUGGUUCAAUGGUCGGAUGCCGAGAGGAAAAUUAUUAUCGAUACCUUUGGUAGCCUGAACUUCAAGGAAUUUGGUGGCAAGGCUCUGGCCAGGUGCCUGAUCGUUUACCCCUGGACCCAGAGGUAUUUUGGCUCCUUCGGUUCCUUAAGCAGCCCCAAAGCCAUCAGGCAGAAUGGAAGUGUGCAGAACCACGGGGAGACAGUGAUGAAAGGUCUGGAUAAGGCUGUAAAUGACUUGGACAACAUCAAGGGCGUUCUCUCCGAGCUGAGCAAACUGCACUCCGAGAGACUGCACGUGGAUCCUGACAACUUCAAGCUCCUGGCUGACUGCAUCACCAUCGUCCUCGCUGCCCAAAAGGGUAACGCCUUCACUCCUGAGAUUCAGGCAAUCAUUCAGAAGUUCCUGGCUGUUGUGGUGGCAGCUCUGGGAAAACAGUACUACUGAGAACCUUAGCCCACUGGACUCCAGCAGCAGGAGGAUGAUCCCAGAGUGAUUCAUCGCCUUGUCAGAGAAAUAAAAUUAUUCUCAAAGCAAAAA